Arachis duranensis is the source of this 450-nucleotide messenger RNA. RefSeq names its product glycine-rich protein. Lineage: Eukaryota; Viridiplantae; Streptophyta; Magnoliopsida; Fabales; Fabaceae. The record is from RefSeq and is a predicted model, not a curated record.
UCAAUAUUAUGAUGAUAAUAAUAAUAAUAAUCACCAUAGCCUCCUCUCCCUCCUAUAUAUAGAGAACACAUUCCCACUAAUUUUCUCAUCCUUCACUACUAAACACAUACUACAAUAAUAACUUGUUUGAAUUGUAAUACUGAAAAAAUGGGUUCAAAAGUAGCAACACUCAUGCUAGGCCUCUUGGCCAUGGUUCUUCUUAUCUCCGCAGAGGUGGCUCAAGUUUCUUCUAAUAAAGGAACCAGACGAAGUUAAACCUCAAAACUAAACCAAUGUUGUUGCUAUGUUGCUAAAUGUUUUGCUUUUAACGUUGUUUCCUUAAUUUGCAUGAAUAAAUAAUCAAAGCUAGUGAUGAGAGGCUUUGAAAAAUAUGCAUGUAUCACUAUAUGUUUGUGUGAUAUUGUUAUAUAUAGAAAACAAAGUUGAAAUAUAAUAUAUAAAUGUGUUUUU